Molecule: messenger RNA, 7588 nt
Organism: Phacochoerus africanus (Common warthog)
Lineage: Eukaryota; Metazoa; Chordata; Mammalia; Artiodactyla; Suidae
Gene: ZBTB38
Product: zinc finger and BTB domain containing 38
Exons: 2
Coding region: 1003-4596 (1197 amino acids)
Biological process (GO): regulation of transcription by RNA polymerase II
Cellular component (GO): nucleus
Molecular function (GO): DNA-binding transcription factor activity, RNA polymerase II-specific; RNA polymerase II cis-regulatory region sequence-specific DNA binding; protein binding
Source: RefSeq, a predicted model, not a curated record
CUGCAUGAUAAGCUUACCCUAAACUACGAAGUUUCAGGGGACAGGACCCCAGUCCUGGUCAUUCUGGUAACUUGGUUCCCACAGCAUUCAGAUUUAAAAUGCCUUUUCAUAUUAGCAUCUCUAAUGUUAGUUGAAUUUGGUGGAGACAGGAAAUGGACCCAGAAUUUCAGGGCUUCGGAGAUAUUCUCUGAGUCCAUUUGCCAGCUUUCUUAAGCAAGCAAUUAUCCGUGCAAGCUUGAUCCUGAGACGAACGCAAGGGCUACCCUAAACACUGCUGUGUUUCAGGGAAAAAAAAAGUAAAGAAAGAAACUAAGGACUUUUCCCCCUUUCAUCUUUCUAAACAAGCAACCUGAAAUACUUAACUGGGCACAUUGCGACACUUGUGAAUCUGAUAAUACUCGUUCUCACAAUCUAUAUGCACGCAACUACAAGUCUGGAGACCAAAUGUUUACCUUUUCAAAAUAACAUGUUCAAGAAAGGUGGUUCCAGCCAACCUCCCUGUCUGUUGAAUGUGCUCUGGCAGCUUCCUGAUGCUAGCCUUUCCCACCCCUCGAAUUUCAGAUUGAAAAAACAAACUUCCCUUGUCACGCUACACCAUCUUGAAUCUGAUAGCUUAAAGGCAUUAAAGUCUGAUAAAUGCAGCUCUUCUCUGCUCCUUUUGGGCUGCAUUUAGAAGGCAAAUCAAGAGGAUUUUCCUUUUCCUCGAUGUGGCAGAACUCUAUAAAGGGCUUCUGUUUUGUAAUCUGUUUUCGAGAUCUGAUGCGUGUGUUUCUAACGCCCUGUCACGUGAGGAGGUCUGACGUAGUCACCCAACAUGACUAUGAGAAAAUGCGCUGUAAAGAUGUGUGUGGCAUGGUGGAGCUGGAUCACUGAAGCAGGGUCCUUUGUCAGAACCCUGCUCACAGAAAAUAGCAGAUCCAUGCAGUAGAUUCCACUUCACUUCCAUACAGGCCCCACGCUGGCCCAAAACGGACUGCGAGCUUGACUUUUGCAGGAUUCCAGAUGACAGUCAUGUCCCUUUCCAGGGACCUCAAGGACGACUUUCACAGUGACACAGUGCUCUCCAUCUUAAAUGAGCAGCGCAUCCGGGGCAUUUUAUGUGAUGUCACUAUUAUCGUGGAAGACACCAAAUUUAAAGCCCACAGCAAUGUCCUGGCUGCUUCAAGCCUUUAUUUCAAAAAUAUCUUUUGGAGCCAUACCAUCUGUAUUUCCAGCCACGUCCUGGAACUGGAUGAUCUCAAAGCAGAAGUGUUUACAGAAAUCCUUAAUUAUAUCUACAGCUCCACUGUUGUCGUCAAGAGACAGGAAACAGUCACUGAUCUCGCAGCUGCAGGAAAAAAGCUGGGAAUAUCCUUCUUAGAAGAUCUUACGGAUCGCAACUUCUCAAAUUCCCCAGGUCCCUAUGUAUUCUGCAUUACCGAAAAGGGAGUGGUUAAAGAAGAAAAAAAUGAAAAAAGGCACGAAGAACCAGCCAUCACUAAUGGGCCAAGGAUCACCAAUGCGUUUUCCAUCAUUGAAACAGAAAAUAGUAAUAACAUGUUUUCUCCACUGGAUUUGAGGGCAAGUUUCAAAAAGGUCUCCGACUCCAUGAGAACCACUAGCCUUUGCCUGGAGAGGACUGACGUCUGCCACGAGGUGGAGCCCGUGCGCACCCUCGCCGAGCACUCUUACGCCGUGUCUUCCAUGGCCGAGGCCUACAGGAGUCAGCCUGUGCGUGAACAGGACAGUGGUUCACCUGAGAAAACAGGUACAGAAAAUUGCGAAGCCGUUGCAGCAAAACCGAAAACAUCCCGAAAGCCAAAGACACCCUCUGUAUCCCAGGAUUCGGAUUCCACUCCAGAAAAUAUAUCACCCCCUCCAGCUUCCAACUUAGAGGUGAAUCAAGAAGAAAGUCCCCAGCCAGUGGCAAUUCUUUCCCGCUCAAAGUCUCCCAACAAUAAUGAAGGAGAGGUCCGUUUUCCCAGAGAAGAUGAAAAUAAAUCCUCUGAAGUCCCUGGGCCACCAGCCACAGAGGUUCCACCUCUCGUUUACAAUUGUAGCUGUUGCUCCAAAUCUUUCGACAGUAGCACUUUGCUCAGUGCCCACAUGCAGCUUCACAAGCCAACCCAGGAGCCUUUAGUGUGCAAGUACUGCAACAAGCAGUUCAGCACCCUCAACAGACUGGAUCGGCACGAGCAGAUCUGUAUGAGGUCAAGCCACAUGCCCGUUCCUGGAGGGAAUCAGCGCUUUUUAGAAAACUAUCCCACCAUUGGGCAGAACGGAAGUUCCUUCACAGGUCCAGAAUCUUUAUUAUCUGAGAACAGGAUGGGUGAAUUUUCCAGUCCUGGAAGUACCUUGCCAGAAACAGACCACAUGGUCAAAUUCGUUAAUGGGCAAAUGCUCUACAGCUGCGUUGUAUGCAAACGUAGUUAUGUGACUUUAUCCAGCCUCCGAAGACACGCAAAUGUUCACUCAUGGAGAAGAACAUAUCCUUGCCAUUACUGCAACAAAGUAUUUGCAUUGGCUGAGUACAGGACAAGACAUGAGAUUUGGCACACAGGAGAGAGGCGGUAUCAGUGCAUUUUCUGCCUGGAAACGUUCAUGACCUACUAUAUACUCAAAAACCACCAGAAGUCUUUCCAUGCCAUCGAUCACAGACUUUCCAUCAGUAAAAAAACAGCGAAUGGAGGAUUGAAGCCUAGUGUCUAUCCAUAUAAACUUUAUAGGCUUCUGCCCAUGAAAUGCAAAAGGGCUCCUUACAAGAGCUACCGACAUUCUUCCUACGAAAACACUCGAGAAAACAGUCAGAUGAAUGAGUCGGCACCUGGUCCCUAUGUUAUUCAGAAUCCACACGGCUCUGAAUUACCUACUCUGAAUUUCCAAGACAGUGUAAGCACCUUGACCAACAGUCCAGCCAUUCCAUUGGAAACACCAGCACGCCAGGACCUGCCCACUCCCGCCAGUGUACAAAACACAGAGGGUACCAAAUGGGGAGAGAGGGGAGAGUUGAAAGUUGAUCUGGACAGUCGCUUUUAUUCAGCGGAGAUGUCAGUUCCUUCCACUGAAAACACCUGCAGUUCAGACCACCGGGCGGGGGAAGCACCCACUUUGUCCGCAAGUAAUGGCAGUGAGAACUCCGCCUCUGUGAUCAGCUACAGUGCCUCGGCCCCCUCGGUCAUCGUGCACAGCAGCCAGUUUUCAUCAGUGAUAAUGCACAGCAAUGCCAUCACCCCCGAGAUGGGCCACAAGCCCAGAGCCCCUUUGGACCUGGCUGUCAGUCAGACUCCGAAAGAGGAUGGCAGACCUGAACCAGACAAAAUGGGAAGGGGCGUCAACAGACCCAAGAGUGGGAAGGAGAAAAAGAAAACCAUCCCGUGUAACAGGGGGGAGAUACCAGAGGAGCCCAGAUACGUUGCUGAUCCUGGAGGGUCCUUGAGCAAAACCACCAAUAUCAUGAAAGAGACCAGUAAAAUUGAAACUUACAUCGCCAAGCCCGCUCUCCCCGGAACCUCCACAAACAGCAACGUGGCACCCCUUUGCCAAAUAACGGUGAAAAUUGGGAAUGAAGCCAUUGUGAAAAGGCACAUCCUAGGAUCGAAGUUGUUCUAUAAACGGGGGAGGAGGUCCAAGUACCAAGUCCAAGAGGAGACCCUGCCCCAAGAGAGUGACCAGGAAACGAACAGGGCCAGUCCCCUUGGGCUCUGCCAGGCCGAGUGCAUGGAGAUGAGUGAGAUGUUUGACGAUGCCAGUGACCAGGAUUCCACGGACAAACCGUGGCGCCCUUACUACAACUACAAACCCAAGAAGAAAUCCAGACAGCUGAGAAAGAUGAGGAAAGCCAACUGGAGGAAGGAGCACGAGAACAGGAGCCCAAGUGGUAAGUGUAAAUACCCUGCUGAACUGGACUGCGCCGUGGGGAAGGUGCCCCAGGAGAAGCCCCUGGAGGAGGAAGAAAAUAAAGAGAUGCCCAAGUUGCAGUGUGAGCUCUGUGACGGAGACAAAGCCUCGGGGGCCGGGAACCCAGGGAGGCCCCACCGGCAUCUCACGGCCAGGCCUUAUGCUUGCGAGCUCUGCGCCAAGCCGUUCCAAAGCCCCUCCACCCUCAAGAUGCACAUGAGAUGUCACACGGGCGAGAAGCCAUACCAGUGCAAGACCUGUGGGCGCUGCUUCUCGGUGCAAGGCAACCUACAGAAGCACAUGCGUAUCCACCUGGGCGUGAAGGAGUUUGUCUGUCAGUAUUGCAACAAAGCCUUCACCUUGAACGAGACCCUCAAAAUCCACGAAAGAAUCCACACAGGUGAAAAACGAUACCACUGUCAGUUCUGCUUUCAGAGCUUUUUGUAUCUAUCCACGAAAAGGAAUCAUGAGCAGAGGCACGUUCAGGAGCACAAUGGGAAGGGCUAUGCCUGCUUCCAGUGCCCCAAAAUUUGCAAAACAGCUGCUGCCCUGGGAAUGCACCAGAAGAAACACUUGUUCAAAAGCCCAAGUCAGCGGGAGAAAACAGAAGGUGACGUGGGCCAGGAAAACUCACAUCCCCUGGAGAAUCCACAUUUCCUUGAUUCAGAAGACAGUGACCAAAAGGAUAAUGUACAAACCCUUGCUGAUAAUGUCCUUUGAAUGGUGAUAGUUAGAAAAAAUAUAAGUUGAUGGGUUUGGGGUUUUUUGGUUUUUUGUGUGUGUUUUAAUUAACUGUUUUGUUUUUGUUUAGUUUUGUUCACAUAACAGUCAUGAAGGAGUGAAAUGUAACAAAGAAAAUCUCAUUUUUGAAAAUUCAAAAAAAAAGGAUCCUAAUAUCUACUUUGGGUUUUGGCAUUAACUUCAUGCAGAGUGCACAAAAACAAAAUAGCUGAAUCUUCCAAUAUCCCAAGUAUCUUGUGAAAGUUUAUGAAGUGCUCAGUCGGGAUAUUUCUGCCAGUGGCAAGGGGUGGGGGGUGGGGGAGAGAGUUUAAUUUUGGCCCAAUUCAAAACUUUCUGAUAAGUGCUGAUGGGAACUGGCUGCUGAACUGUCUUUAGUCACUGGAGGAAAAAAAGGGUCAAAUAGCAUGAAAAUGUCAUCUUCCUAAAUAUGUUAAAUGGUAAAUGAGCUAUGACAGUCAUUAUUCCCAUCCAGCUUCUGCACUACUAAAAAUUGUUUAAAUUAAUGAAUACAUAUGAAAUACUUAAUAACAUAGCUGAAAAUGUGUGUGAAAUGAGUAACCCAAGUAGGACAUUCCUACGUUUAUCUAGAACUACUUUUCUGCAACACAAACCUUGUAAAAUGCAUAUAUAAAUCACGGUAACUUUUAACUGUCCAUGUCCCCUGUAGAGAAUUAUAAUGAUGAGCAAUAGACCUGCAAAUAAUGAGAACUGAUGUAAAAAUCAGUCGAGAGCAUUUUGAAUAUGACUUAAGAGCAUGUGUAUGCUUUCAGAUGGAAUGCUGUUCUCUUGAAGUUAUGGCUGAGCUGUUAUUAAACUGAUCUACUCAAGUCACAGAAAACAUAGGUCAUGCCUUAUCUGUGGGGGAGAGCCUUCCCAGAAGUUACCUGUGGUUACCUGUGCUGUGCUGUAUAUUCCUUUUUAGUGGCCUCACUUUAGAAAAUGAAGAAAGGUCACAUUCUUCUGAAACUCCCUGCAGUCUUCCAUCUACCACAAGACCAUGGACAUGGAGGUCUUUCCAAAUAGAUGUAACCAGGCUCAAGGGUUCAAGUAAAACCUGACACCUUCCAUGCCGCCGAAAGAGUGUGGAGGAAAUGUAGCACAAGGCAUGUGUACGGUGGUGAAUUCCCAGGCACUUGAAAGGGACAGAAAACCUAAUCCCUACAACUGUUAGCCUUCUUGGAGAUUAUGCAGCCCACAAGUAUAUUAAGAAAAGAAAGACAUAGCCCUGCCCUACCCAUUAGUGACUUGGGUGGGCAGAGGAAGUGAUGACCUUCCUUGCCUCCAACAGAGCUUUGUCUUUUGGGGGUGGGUGGAUAGAACGUGGAGUGACGCAGUUCCAUCACUUACUUAUGUGACUCAGAAAUAUAUCCACAAGCCAGAUGCCUUGUCUUCAUGUUUGUAGACAUCUACAACUUUGCUAAAAACCCACUUCUGUUUCUUAAUGUUCUUUUAAGCUAACCCACACCAUGAACACUGCCCUCAAAAUCUAAUUGCCCUGUAGGAUAUGCUAUCAUGUGGACUAGGUUCCUGGGGAGCUGGAAUUCAUGAUUCUUACUUAUUAAUCGGCCUGAAUAGGAGAGAGAGAGAGAGAGAAUACAUUCUUACCCUUUGAUCACAAGUAUGAGCAGAAUCUGGAACCUGGCUCAAGGAGGACCUGCAGCCUUGCAUGUUCAUGGGAUUUGAGAGCUGGAAACCCAAGGUUACCCAAGGUUGCACAGUUAAUUGUUGUGAAGAAGUAGCUCAAAAGACUCCAGUUUCUCUCUCCAAGUGUUGUGACGCCUCCACAAAGAAGACUUAGUAUGGAUUGGGGUGGGCAAGAAAGCAUUUAAACACCUAGAAAAGGACAUGAUCAAAGCUGACCUUUUUAUACUGUAGUACUUUGCUGUUAAAUAACCCCGAUACUGUAUUUGCAUUUAUCUUUUAUCUUUUUUGUUCAUCUACUUUCACUUACAAACAGUAUUAUGUAAUAGAGGAAAAUGGGAAAAUGCAGAUGAAUUCAACUUUAUUUUAUAUGUUGUAUAUAUGUAUACCUGCACUAUUCAUUUGGGUUUUGUUAAAGAGAUAGUCACAAAGGGCUUAUGGAAAUCAUUUUUGCAUUGAUUAGAAAAUCGAAUAAGCAAUCCUGUGACCGACUCAUUUGUUUAAUCUCAAUUAGGCUUAUGAAUCAAGGAGAAUUAUUGUGUAUUUCAGUCAUUUUGAUUUGAGGUAACUCCAAAUAUAAAAUUAUUACAUGUAGUGAUGUCUCCCAGCCCUUACACGUGGGUAUUUUUUAAGUGGACUUGUAUGCUAAUAAUUCUAGACCAAAGUAAAUAUGGCAGAAUAUUUAUACAUGAAAAAAUAAUUUUGCAAAUAUUUUCUAUAACUGUAUUAUUCGUUUAAAAUGUUGAUAGCUUGUGUUAGUUUCAGGGAGGGUUGUAUAUUUUGAUAAAAAAUACUUGACUUUGUAAUUCUGUAUAUUCUAUACAAUUUAUAGCAGAGCCGUUUUAAGACAGCCUUGUCACAUUUUUUGUUAAUUGUGAAAAUUUUAUUAUAAGUGAUGUUUAUGCAUUGAGUACAUAACGACCAACUAGAAUUCAAGUAAAGUGUGAACAGUGAACAUACUGUAUGCUGUACAAGAUUAUAUUGUAAUUUGCUGUUUUCACAUCUGUAUUUUGGUUAGAAGAUAUUAUUAAAUGCAGAUGUUAAGGGUUGGAAAAGUCUAAUUUUAUUUUCAGAACUAAUGAAUAUAAAUUUGUUUUUGCUUGACUAAAAUAGUUUAUUCCUAUGUUGUCUCUUUUUAAACAUUCUAAUGUUAAUUCUCUCGGGCAGCCAAGCAGCUCUUGCAUCUGUGUGAGUCACAGCAUUGUUUCACAUAUGAUUCAUUCAGUAUAUUCUGUUUCCUUGUUUACAUUCCAUGGUACCUGCUUACAUGCUUAGGACUCAAAUGGAAUAUGACAUUAAAAAAAGGCAGAAUAAAAGAGACUGAAAUCUU